AGGUGGGAAUGGGUAGAGAUCAUCGAGCCCCGUACUGGGGACCACAUGUACGCCAACCUUGCCAGCGGAGAGUGCGUCUGGGACCCGCCACCUGGUGUCAAAAUCAAGAAGACAGAUGACAACCAGUGGUGGGAACUAUUUGAUCAGAACACGUCAAGGUUUUACUACUACAAUGCAACUAGUCAGAAAACCGUGUGGCAUCGUCCCCAGAACUGUGACAUCAUUCCAUUGGCCAAACUACAGACUCUGAAACAGAACACAGAGGCGAGGGAGGAUGAUGAUGAGAAGCGUGCUCCUAAACGUGAGAUCUCAACCCAAACCUCUGUUGGCAGUGAUGCCAGAAAAAAACGUGAUCACCAUGUGCGUUCUGGGUCAAUACGCUCCUCAUGUUCGCAAACUAGUCCCCAUCCAUCUAGACGACAUCACAACCACCAUCGGUCAGGCUCUGGGUCAUCAUCAGGAGGGAGUGGCAGAUUUGAACGAGACAUCAAUGGCAGUGAACGAAUCUCCCGGAGACGAGGCAGUCAAACAUCACAAGCUUCCAUGGCAUAUGUACGUCGUGACUCUGCUGAUUUACCCCAGAGGUCACUAGGAUCACCAAAGUUACGACGUAGCUCUGUUGAUAAUGCAAAUGAGGAACGUGAGCCACAGCGGCCACGCCGUUCCGAUAGACAUGAUAGACACGAUUUUCCACAUAGAGGAUCUGGAGAUCAGGGAUCUAUGACUAGGACAGGAUCUAUGGAUCAAGGAUCAAUGACAAGAUCUGGAUCUGCGGAUCAGGGAUCAAUGACUAGAUCACCCUAUGAGCACAUGCAGAGUCCUAUGAUGCAGAGAAGCUCUUUUGACCAUGGAUAUAGACCUGAUAUGUUCUCAAGAGAGGAUUACAUAAACUAUACAGACAUACCUAGCCAUAUAACACAAGCCCCUCCCCCUGUACAAACAACCCCAAAACCCAAACCUCGAUCAUUUCCCCGCACAAACCCUGCAUAUGUAGCUACACCUAAACGAGAUGGAAUUCACAAUUCUAAUUAUAAAAGAAUAAACAUUGAGCCCCCAUCCCCUGAGCAACCACCUCUGGCUCAACCUCUAUAUGAACCAGUGGCCCACUUUACAGGCAGUCAUGGUGAGAUGGUCUCCCCAGCAGAGUUCUCUAUGAAUACCUCAUCUGUACAGACAGUACAGACCUACCAGCCAGACUACCCAGGUCCGGGAAGUCCUAUAAACUACUACAGGGUAGAUAGGUCGGAUAGUGACACUUCACACUCAACUAACUCAUCCUCACGACGAUUACAUCAUCAUCAUUCCCAGGAGCGCUACUCACAUGAUCACUCUCGGGGACGGGAUAGAGACCGGGAUCGGGACCGUGACCGCGAUCGACCACUCGCUCCUCAAGAUCGCCAUUACUCACAGGAUAGUGGGAUUAGUGGUCAGUUUUCCCAGUCAUCUACAUUGAAUCAUCAUCACCAUCAUCACAAACGAGAUCAUUCUCACUCUGACUCACAAUCCUCGCAGGGUUCCUUACGGAAUAUUCAUGAUAGUCACUCUUCCCAGGGUUCAUUGCGUAAUUUGCCUAAUCACGAUAUAAUGCAAGAUAGUCACUCGUCUGAGGGUUCACAUAAAAGUAGCCAAGAAGACACGUUAGGUUCUAGAGGCUCCUUUGAGGAUGCAGGUAUAGGUAGUUUGAACAAUAGACAAGGGUCCUAUACACCAAAGCAGGUCCAACCCGAAUCCCCAGUACUUCCUGAGCCUGAGCCAACAUACGCCAACUUACCAAUUCUGCAUUUUACAAGCUCUAAGGUUGUUACCAUCCAACCCUCUGAGCAACCCGCAAGUGCACCUGCACCUGCACUGGUGACCCGGAUACCAGUUAAACAACCAAGUACUAAGGCCAAACCUUCACAUAUCCCUGAACCUUCCUCCCCUAAACUCACCCCUGCAGCUAACCUAGAGGCGCUCAUCAAGGAUAAGCCAAAAAGAAUAGAGAAACCGCCAAGAAGGCGACGUGAACGUAAUCUACAAACAUUCAAAGCCUCUCCACCUGAGGAACCCUUCAAACCCAUAAAAACUUCCGAGGACUCCUUUAAACCUAUAAAAACUUUUGAGGAGCCUAUCAAACCUAUUGAAAGUCUUGAGGAAUCUUCUAAACUUAUACAAAAAGCUGAAGAUUCCUUUAAACCUCUUGAGUCACCAAAGGAACCCUUGAAACAGAUACGAACAGCAGAGGGACGUUUUAAACCAAUAAAAUCUGAGAGAACACCUAAAAUACCUAAGUCACCAUUUGUACCAAUACAAAAUGAGAAAGAUGAAAUAAAAACUAGUGAUCAAAAUAUAACAACACCGUCAAAAUUACUUGAUAGUGAAAGGACUAAUAAAACAUCAGAUGUUGACACUAAAAACAAACAAAUUGAUAAUCAAAACAACAUAACAACUGAUACAACAGACACUAAAGGUACUAUAGAUAUUAAAGACAAGGAAGAACUUAAUGCAAAGGAUGAGGAAUAUCUGAAGAAUGAAACUGAUAAACAUUUAGAGUUCAUUCAACAACAAAUGUCAAGCUUUCAGGAAACGCAACCUAGUAUAAUUAAAGAGUUAGAAAAACGGUUAAAAAAUGCCGAGGAUAACGCACUUAUUAAUGAUAAUGAUAAAAAUAAAGUUGAAUCUGAUAAACCCAAAGAGGACUCUAACAAGGAUAUUGAAGUAAAACAGGAAGAUAUAAACAUUGAUGAUAUUGACUCAAAGAUAGAUGUCACUGGUGAUAGGUUUACAAGUCAUGGUGUGAUAUUAGAGGAUGACCUUCCAGGAAGUCCUAGAUCAGUAAAUACCCAGAAUUCUCAUUCAACUUCACAUACAUCGGAAGGUGGAGAUGUACAGUUUGAUGUACAAUAUGACAACGAAUUUGAUGACUCGGAAGAAUCAAGUAGUGUCUUCUCAACACCAUCACCUAAAAUUCGUAACAAGGGACCACUACCAAUGCUGCCCUUGGAAACCCAGCAUGCAUCUCUACGUCGGAAACGCCAGGCUGAAAUUGAACAGAUUAGCCCAACUUCUCUGGAGCAACUACCCAUGAUUCAACAGGAGAUGUCUCAACGUCCAGUCUCGAUGGUAGUUGGGUCCGCCACUGAUGGUACAUUGGUCAUUAAUGCUGGCACUGGAUCUUUACACAGACAGAAUUCGUUUGGGGAAGAUGAACUACCAGAUAACCGUGAUCUCAUAAUCGUGAGUCGCGGUGGCACCCUCCCAGCAAACACAAGGCCGCCAUCUGGUGGCCAACUAAGUAAGGCUAAGAAGCAGAACUCUGAGAGUGAUAUGGACCAUUAUGCCCACACACACAAAGGAAUUGAAGUGAACAAACACAAGAAAGGACUGUUUGGGAAGAAUGUCUCUACGACUAAGAUGCUAGCUUGGUCCAAGGACCCCAUCACAAAGCCUAUACUGAAGAGCACUGACAAGGUCCUUAAGAAAGAAGCAGUAGAUCUCUUCAAGCUGAUCCAGGCAUACAUGGGGGACCGCAAGGCCAAAGCAUCACUUCCUCUUACGGCCCUAGAUGUGAUAACAAAGGGCUGGAGCAUGAUUGCACUGAGGGAUGAACUGUAUUUCCAGCUCUGCAAACAAUGCACAGGCAAUAAAAAAGAUGAAAGCUUGAUGAGAGGUUGGGAGUUGAUGGCGAUGAGUCUCGCAUUCUUCCCCCCAUCCACUGGUUUCUAUGGUUACCUGGAGGGCUUUCUCCAGUCUCACUUAGAUGUUGCGGGGGACAGUGAUAGGGUGCCCAUCAGUCACUUUGCCUCAUUCUGUACGAGAAAAUUAGAGAAGAUGUCACAGAUGGGGGCUAAGAAGGGGAUAAAGAAACCUAAUUUAGACGAAGUAGAAAUGGCCAAGAAAUCCAUCUUCCAUCCCUCCAUGUUUGGCAGCACCUUGGACGAAAUUAUGCAUAUGCAGAAAGAUCGCUACCCUGAGAGACAGUUACCAUGGAUACAAGUGAUGCUCUCAGAGGAAGUGUUGAAACUGAAUGGAGCCCAAGUUGAGGGCAUAUUUAGAGUCCCAGGGGACAUAGAUGAAGUGAAUGCCCUCAAGGUGAGAUGUGACCAGUGGAUUCACCCCACAGACUGCCCCGACCCCCACAUCCCAGCCUCACUCCUCAAGCUAUGGUACAGGGAACUUUACGAACCUCUCAUUCCAUCUGAAUUUUAUGAAGAAUGUAUCGCAAAUUAUGCAAAUGAGGAAGGUGCAUUGGCAAUCAUUGAUAAAUUACCAGAAAUCAAUCGACUAGUCAUAAGUUAUCUGAUAAGAUUUCUCCAGGUGUUUGCUGCAGAGGAGAAUGCCUUGGUAACCAAGAUGGACAUUAACAACCUUGCCAUGGUGAUGGCCCCCAAUUGUCUGAGAUGCGAAUCUGAUGACCCUAGGAAAUGUAUUUGCAACACUAUGGGCUUCCCAAAGAGCCAUGAGGACACAAUAGGCUUCUCAAAGAGCCAUGAGGACACUAUAGGCUUCCUAGAGAGCCACGGGUACAUUAUGGGCUUUCUAGAGGGCCAUGGGUACAUUAUGGGCUUUCUAGAGGGCCAUGGGUUCACACAGGUCUUCCCAAAGACCCAUGCUAUACUAUUGGCUUCUUAAAGAUCCAUGGGUACACUAUGGGCUUCCUAGAGAGCCAUGGGUACACUGAGCUUACUAGUGGCUCAUGGCCCAUGGGUGCACUGUGGGCUCCCAAGGGGGCCAUGGGUACACUGUGGGCUUCCAAGGGGGACAUACACUUAAUUUAGUAUGACAAUAGUUUUAUGCCAGUUAUAAACUGAGUACUAGUAGUGUUUUUAUUGACUUUCUCAACUAUUCAUUUUUGUUUAUGGGAAACCACAUGGGUAAAUCUAAUAAAUUUUUAAAAGUGGAAUAUAAGAUUAGAUAUUUACACUGUACUUGUACAAUAAAAUGCAAACUGUUAAUAUACUGAACUAGUAUAAUUGUUAUUCACUCUUACAAGAAUUUGAAAGAAUAUUUAUUUGACCAGUUUUCUUGUCUCUGAAGAUAAUAAAGAACAGACAGAAACAGUACUUAAAUUUGUAUUACAUGUAAUUAAAUCUAAUUCGAUUUUUUCUGAUUUUUCUGAUUUCUUCUGAUUUUGAGGGCCUUUAGAAGGAGUAUAGAAAUACAGGGAUUUUAUGAGAGAAGUCAUGAUGAUGAGGAACAUGUUUGAAUAAAAAUCCCUUCUUCAUCACUUUAAUUUUUCAUUAAAAAGUCAUAGUAUUUUUUGUAUUGUUCUUUCAUGCAUGGGUUAAAAUUGCUUGCAGGAUAGGAGUUCAGUUUUAGAACCUUGAAGUAGAUAUGUACAUUUGCUGUAAUAUAAAUAAAUUAAAUGUACCGAAUUCCUCUUGGUUUAAAGUGUAUUACAAUCUUAUAAUUAUAUAAUGUACUUAUAUACAUGCACUCUGUUAAUAGAUAUUUAUUACAAGUAUAAUUAUUGUGUUAUACUUAAUUGAUUAUAUAAUACCAUGUAGAAAAUAACUAUAAAUAAUAUAUUACUUAUCACAUGUCUUAAUUUGUAUAAUUACAUUAUAUUGAUAACUGAAUGAUUGAGCCUAAUCCUUUUAUAAAAAAUUCAAAAAUAUAAAUGCUGUUUUGUCAUGCAACGUUGAUUUUGAGUUGUCAAACACUACAAGUUAUCAAGCUUGUGUUAUAAACCGUUGAAAAAUGUUUUUUUUGUGUGCAAGUAAUGGAAAUAAUUUUGGCUGAGUUUUUGGAAUAUAUUCAUGUAAAAAAAUGUGUAUAUACUGUAUGCUAAUGAUUAAUAUAUAUGCGUUCUAAUCGUGCAAUAAAAUAACAAGUGAG
Owenia fusiformis is the source of this 5817-nucleotide messenger RNA. The record is from the annotation of a GenBank genome assembly. NCBI's taxonomy places the organism in Eukaryota, Metazoa, Annelida, Polychaeta, Sabellida, Oweniidae.